Molecule: messenger RNA, 2490 nt
Organism: Cylas formicarius (sweet potato weevil)
Lineage: Eukaryota; Metazoa; Arthropoda; Insecta; Coleoptera; Brentidae
Exons: 6
Coding region: 129-995 (288 amino acids)
Molecular function (GO): protein binding
Source: RefSeq, a predicted model, not a curated record
UCCACUUGAUUCCCGUUCAAUGAAAUCCGAGUGUACUUCUCGUAUUAAAGCGGUCUCCCAGUCAGCCCGAUGUGUAGUUUACGCGUUAGUGCCUUAACGGCGAGAGGUCAAGUGCGAGCCUGGUGACGAUGAAUCCGUUAUACGCGGUCGCCGUUUUAUUGUUCGCUCCGAGCAUCCCGGACGCAUUCGGUGAGAAUUGCGACAAACUAGGCACGUUGAUCUACGAAGAUAUCGGGUGCCGGCCGGGUUACGACGUCACCAAGCCGAAUUAUACGAAGCUGUGUCCCGUCAAAUACGACUGCCUGGGUUUGAAGAAAUCACCGGGAAACUGUUUCCUCCGGGGUAAGGCGUACGCCGUCGGAGACCACGUAGAAUCGCGUCUGACCACUCCUACUUGCGACUUGGGAUGCUCGUGCAGUAACGAGAAAGAUAAAGCAAAGUUCAAGUGCGCUGCAGUAGACUGUCCAGAGUGGUCCGUCGACUAUCCGUCCGCCGGCUGUUACAGGAAAUACACUUUGGACGACUGCUGUUCCGUCCGCGAAAUGUGCUCGCCGUACGAUAACUCGACGACCUGCGUCUACGAGGGCAGGUUGUACAAAGAGGGCGAGAGUUUUCUGCCGCGCGGCACUUGCUGGCGGUGUGUGUGCCAGGCGGGUUUUAGGGGUAAAUUGGAGAAGCCGUUUUGUCGGAGACGAACCUGCAACGUGCAGAUCAAGAGCCAGGACAAGCUGCAGGAGAGGUGCGCGCCCGUGUAUUACAAGAGCAAGUACAGGAACGACGACCCGCUGUGCUGUCCGGCGACGUGGAUCUGCAGUGACGGCGACGAAAAAAUUAUCGGACGCCCGGUAUCGGAGAGAAAAUGCGUCUUCGGACAGCGAACGGUGGGGGCGGGCCAAACCCUCGGGAAGACCGUGAGGGCUUCGCGGGGCUUCUUGAACGUCACGUGCGAGUGCAGGAUCCCGCCCCUGCUCACCUGCCUCACCCACGUGGUCUGACGCGAGACGUCGCCCCGGAUUUAUUUAUUUAUUUAUUUUAUUUAUUCGCCUUGCUGCAGGUACCAAUAAUACACGGAUGAAACGAAAUGGUCUUUUUAAAUAAUUGCGCUCGAAUCGCUUAAUAUGCUAUACAGGGUUUUUCCUAAUCGAAUGAGACUGCCUUAUGUUUUCAUCAUGCAUUUUUCCUAUUAUUUGCUGACGAUGAAUUCUAUGUGAGAGUCCAAAAUGCUGAUGACUGUAUAAAGCUCCAAUCCGAUUUAGGCCACGUAUCGCUAUGGCGCGAUUUUAAUAGGAUGGAAAUUAUGAACUUCAACCGGAGCAUAAUACUUAUAACAUAAAAGGGUCACCGUUAGUGCAGGAUCACUUCAGAUUUUGGGCUUUUCUAAGCGUUGUAGAGUGGACUUCCAGAGUAUUCCGUCUACUUACAGGCCAUAGAAAGAGUGCAGCAUUUGUUUUACGAAUGCAGUCGAAACUCUAUAUAGCGAAAUUGAUGGGACUACCUUUUUUUUUCGUUCAUUUCCUUUUGAAUUUUUUUAGUAUGCCAAUACGCAUCUCGUACUUUGGCUUGAAUUUUCAACAUUUCUUCUAGAGGGGCAUUUUCCGCAUGAUGCAAAAAGAGUUCUCUAGCAGCGCCAAAAAGUGAGGUUAUGGGGUCCCUGGAAGUCCCUUUAUCCAUCUACUUAACUGAAUGGUUGUUGGUGGUCCCAGAUCAACUUCUUCAUCUUCUUCUUCCUCUUGGUGCGGCCUAUCACACCGUUUGAACCAAUUAGCCAUAUUUUGUACGACUUUUGAUUUGCGGCUAAUAAUUUACUUUGUAAAAAAACCAUUUUCUAAUUCUUUUAGAUUUUUGCCUAUAAUUUGAAAACCCUGUAUAUAAUCGAAAAAAUCCCGAAAUAAAUGUUAUUGCACUGGAUCUUCUGCGGCUGCCGGUUAAAGAAUUUUGCCGAUCGGAUAAACGAUUAUGGACGAAAACAUUUUUCUGGAAGCUAAAAUUAAUUAAAUUAAAAUUAAAAAUUUCAUCGAUUUUCGAAUGUAACGAGAGUAGAUGCAAACAGAACUCUACAAAUGAUAACAAUUGAAAUGAAUAUAUUAAGAACUAUACGGAGUAAAACUUUGUAUGACAGAAUACGGAAUGAGGACAUCAGACAGCACCGCGGAAUAUAAGACAUAGGAAGGUGGGUGAGGCAAAGACAAAGAUUUUGGAACAAACACAUAAAAAGAAUGGAAGAUGGCGAACUCGAACGCAAAAAUGAACAACCCAGUGGGGAAAAGAUCUCAAGCAAGACCGCCAAAACGAUGGCGAGGAUGCGGGACCUCGUCUUCCGCGGAAUACUUGUUGUCAAUGAAUAGGCAGAACAGACAAGAACCGCUUGGUUCCAAUAAUUUUGGUUAUAUUAACGUGUUAGUACGUGUCAUACAGGGUUCUUUAGACCAUUUGUAUUAGUUUAGCGACCAAGUAAUAGAUGGCGCUUCCCAUGAAGUGACGUUCCCCCCC